GGCCGGGAGCGCGUCGGGCCCGGUCGGAAAGUGCCUGCGGGGGGCGGGCGAGCGCGCGGUGCCGGCCGCCCCGGGGCUCGGCGCGGGAGCCGGAGCGGGAGCCGGCGCGGAGCCGGACGCCGAGUCCCGAGCGGCCGGCGGCCGGGGCUCGCCCCCGCCCCUCCCUCCUCUCCUCCGGCGGCGGCGGCGGCGGCGGCGGGCGGAGUGAGCUGCGGAGCCUGGAAUAUGGUCGGGGAAAUGGAAACGAAGGAGAAGCCGAAGCCCACCCCAGAUUACCUGAUGCAGCUGAUGAACGACAAGAAGCUCAUGAGCAGCCUGCCCAACUUCUGCGGGAUCUUCAACCACCUCGAGCGGCUGCUGGACGAAGAAAUUAGCAGAGUACGGAAAGACAUGUACAAUGACACAUUAAAUGGCAGUACAGAGAAAAGGAGUGCAGAAUUGCCUGAUGCUGUGGGACCUAUUGUUCAGUUACAAGAGAAACUUUAUGUGCCUGUAAAAGAAUAUCCAGAUUUUAAUUUUGUUGGUAGAAUCCUUGGACCCAGAGGACUUACAGCCAAACAGCUUGAAGCAGAAACAGGAUGUAAAAUAAUGGUCCGAGGCAAAGGCUCAAUGAGGGAUAAAAAGAAGGAGGAGCAAAAUAGAGGCAAGCCCAAUUGGGAGCAUCUUAAUGAAGAUUUACAUGUACUAAUCACUGUGGAAGAUGCUCAGAACAGAGCAGAAAUCAAACUGAAGAGAGCAGUUGAAGAAGUGAAGAAAUUACUGGUACCAGCAGCAGAAGGAGAAGACAGCCUGAAGAAGAUGCAGCUAAUGGAGCUUGCGAUUCUGAAUGGCACCUACAGAGAUGCCAACAUUAAAUCACCAGCCCUUGCCUUUUCUCUUGCAGCAACAGCCCAGGCUGCUCCAAGGAUCAUUACUGGGCCUGCGCCUGUUCUCCCACCAGCUGCCCUGCGUACUCCUACGCCAGCUGGCCCUACCAUAAUGCCUUUGAUCAGACAAAUACAGACCGCUGUCAUGCCAAACGGAACUCCUCACCCAACUGCUGCAAUAGUUCCUCCAGGGCCCGAAGCUGGUUUAAUCUACACACCUUAUGAGUACCCCUACACGUUGGCACCAGCUACAUCAAUCCUUGAGUAUCCUAUUGAACCUAGUGGUGUAUUAGGUGCGGUGGCUACUAAAGUUCGAAGGCACGAUAUGCGUGUCCAUCCUUACCAAAGGAUUGUGACCGCAGACCGAGCCGCCACCGGCAACUAACCUAUGACCUUCUGACCUCUGAACUCUUCACCCAAUGAUGACCUGACCAUGCCUGCCUGCUGAUCAGUUAACUGGUAAUCGCCUUUGCUUGCCUGUCGUCAGUGCAGCGAGCUGAGGCACUUGUCCGUUCGUCUUACCAUCUAACCAAACAAAAGACAAAGAAAUUGUCCUCCAACUCAGCUUUUUUUUUUUUCCCCCCCCCCCUUCCCUGUUUGGGUGAAAGUGGUUCUAGAACCUGCACUGAAUAGUAGUAAAGCAAUAAGGCCCAAUUCAUCCCACAGCACUGAUCAUCUUUUAAUGUCCCACCCUAAGCGAACGGUAAGAAGGCCUCUCUUAAGAAGGGGAGACAGAUGGCCCUUAACUACUCAGUGACAGAGGCAGUUACUGUGAGAGACUUCUAGGAAUCUGUGUCUUCUCCUGGCGAAGGCAAAGCUCUCUCUGAAUGUACUGUGUGAUGAUGCAUCAUGCAUGGACCUUCGGUCAGGGGUGUCAUUGGUGAAGUGAUUUCAAAAAGUAUUCAAAAUUUGAUAUGCUGUUUAGUCACUACAGUGCCCUCAAAGGGCAGAAGUUGCAGCCUUUUUUAUAUUGCCUGCCAAAAUUUGAAGUAUUAGAAUAAAGUGUGCCAUGAGAGAAAAACUUAACAAGGAGUUUCGAAAAGUAAUGCAAAGAACAAAACUGCAACACUAUUUUUUAAAAAAUAAGUAUCUGAGUUAAAAUUACUGAACCUUUAUUUUACACCUCCUUAAAAAUAUAUAUGAAAACAAGGUACAUGCAUUAUGUGUCACAUUACUGGGCAAACUGUUCAAGUAUUUUUUUUAAACUUCCCUGUAUAGAAAAAAAUCAUUAAGGAUGUAAAAGCCAUGCUUGCCUAUUUGCUGUAUACAUGUAAUGAAAUUGUAGAUAAAGUGUAGUGCAUUGAAACAAAUGAACAAAAAGUAGAUACUUUUACUAUACAAGGGUGCUGGUGCAGAAAAAAAUAUAUAUAUUUUUGGAAAUGUAGCAUUUUAUACUUUCAAGUGUUAUAAAAAAAAAAAAAGAACAAAGAAACCCUUUAUUUCAUUAAAUGAUUUUUUCUGGUGGUUGUCAAGAACAAAAGACCAAAAGAGCCUUUUUGUCUUUCUUUUUUAUUUUUUAAGUAUUGGAAUAAGUCUAAAGAAAAGAAAGUGCCUUAUUUUCCUUCAUGGUCAUUAAGUCAAGUGUCUCGUAAAAGAUCAGCUCCUCUCCCUCAGAAUACAAGUUAAUGCAUGUUACCCAGUCGCCCAGUACAUGAAAGAAGAUAUGAGAGGAGACAAAUGAGUUGGUGGUUUGAAUUGUAUGAUUUUUGCCACGUUACCUUGAUGCAAAUUUGCCAAAUCUGAUACUGUGAAAAAAUUUGAUAACUUUUCUAAUGUCUGACUAGUAAGUUUUAAAACAUCAUCCUUUUAAAAAUCGUAAUUGAGUACUUUGGUUAUUGCAAACUUCAGUUUUGGCCCAAAGGAUUCUGAGAUAAAAAUUAUGUGUGAUCUGAACACCAGUUUACAGACAAAAUUAGAGCUUUAUUUUAUUUGGUGAAGGGGGGGGUGCGUUGGAUUUUUUUUCUUAAUAAUUGGAGAUGAUAGUAUACGUAGCAGACUUUUUCACAGAUAUGAAUCUUUGUGAUUUUCAUUCUGGAAAGCAGUGUUUUUAAAUGACCCAAAUUUAAUCAGACUUCUUUAUAUCAUACCAGAUAACUUGUGUAGUACAUCUCUUUGCUGGUUUUAGUAACCUUUUCUCCCCCCCCCCCCCCACCUUUUUUUUUUUUUAAGCUUUAAAAGAAUGUGAACAGCUAGCAUCAUUGUGCAUGUAAAUACUCAACUACAUUUCAGUUUAGGUUUCCAAUUUCUCAUGAGGUUCAGAGUUAGUUUUGUAGUUGAAGCAAAUUGUGCAUAAAGCCUACAUCUAAACACUUGAGUAAAUAAUCAUUAACUGCUCAGUACCAGACAUGGCAAAUCUCAAGUGACAGUGGAUUCCCAGCUUAUCAACUCAUUCCCUCAUACAUACCUUCACAACUUCACAGUCAAAGGUCAGCAGUAAGCUCAGUCAGCACCUUCACGGUGACCUCCUCCGUCAUCUUGUCUAACUUGGAAACUGUUUUCAGUUUAUUUACUAUGCAAUAGACAUUCAUUGUUUUGUAUUCAGCUAGCUUUGGUUUAAUGUGCCACUGCUUUGUCUUUCUGUUACACAUACAGUUGUUUUGAUUUAUUUACAGUAUAUGCUGUGCCAUUUUGAUUUUGAUUUUGUUUGGUUGGUUGAAUAAAUUUGCGACACUCAAACAUUUGAGGUGAUAAUUGCUAAAAAUGAUAACCAAUAUUUGAUCCAGUUUCAUCUCAACUAUGUUAUACCUGGACAUUUUAGAUGUUUAUCAAAGGUCUUUUAUGGGGAAGAAAGUAAAUGUAUGGAAUAAUAAAUGUAUGACAUUUAUGAGGAAUGUUGGCUCUGGACAAACUUUUGAAAACUUAGUUGACAAAAUUUUGGAUCAACAGAAAAAAAGCAUGACUUUUGAAAUCUCUGAAUGCCUUGGUUCUCAGUAUUAUCAUUCUUUAUUGAAUUUAUUUCUUAUUAAAAUAUGUAGUUUUUAAGACUUUUUUUCUGACAGUAUUAUGUAAUUUUUUAGUGUGGGUAGAUGGGAGUGUCGCUUGUAUGUUACCGUACAGCUGACAUGUAUUUUUGUCUGUUCUUCAGUAUCCGAGUAGUUUCAUGCUAUGUAUGUACCAUAACCAACCUAUUGCCUAUGAGAAACAUGUAAGAUAAUGUAUUUACAGCCAUUGUUACAAGUUUAUAAUGUAUUUUUCUAUCUUGUUUUAUAUGUAUGUUAUAUAACAUUCAAAAGAAUUUUUUUCUUGAUUGAGAAAAGGAUACAAAAUGCAAAAUCCACAAUUUUGAUAACUGAAAAUUGCCAGUUGUUUUGCAGUACUUUAUUAUAUUGGGUGUCUUGUCUUUUUUGGGCUUUUAGUUAGCUAAUGAAUGAAUACAUUAGACACUUUUGGGUUUUAGUUGGGAUUUUACAUAGCUUGCAUUUUAAAUCUUUGGUUCUUUGCUGUUUCUAUUAACCCAUAGCAUUAUUUUAAUAAAUGUUAUAAUACCAACCUACUAACUCUGGAGUAUGUCUGUUUAUUAACCUUUACAUGUUUAAUUAAAAUAAAAAAAUAAAGACAAAAGAAUGUAAAUCUUGAGUUACUGGACUAACCCUGAAGAACGUGACCACAGAUAACAUAGCGUGACUUGUUUUUAUGUUGUUUGUCAGCUGACAAUUCCGCACACUACUGUUAAAAUGGCUUUGGUUAUUCUGGCCUUUUACCUUGGGGGUUGCGGGGAGGUAGGUGCCAGUAGAGAUGAGAACAAAGUAGCAUUCGUUUGAGGCAUUCUUCUUCUAGUCUUGCCACUUGCCUUUCAGCAUCUGCAUUACUAAUUCCACACUUUCUUAUUUUUCCUUCUCCAAAAUAAUCACUGCUCACAGCAUAAAGAGUAAAAAGAUUCAUUGUAAUGAUAUAUCCUGAGAAACCAGUUUGAUUCUUUGUUGAACCAUUUCUUCUAAUCUCUAUAAGUGGGUAAUUUUAUGGUCACAUUAUAAAGUAGGGAAUCUUAUGAUACUUUACCUUCAUUUAGACUUUUGUUUUAACUUGACAUUUUUCCUUUGUAAAGUAUUGAGCUUCUUUAGCCAACUGCUUCUAUUAGGUAAAGCCAAAGACAGAUUGGCUCUAUUUCUCAUGAUGGUCUAAAGUAAGUGAUUAAUAAUGACAACACAGCCCCACCUCUUUUCUUAUCCAACCCUCAGUGCAUUAUUGAGUUUUCCUCAGGUGUUUUUGCUCUCUCACCCACUUCCAAAAUGUAGUCAGACUGUAAGGUGAAUACAGAAAUUUAAGGGGGAAGGACAUUGGAAUUUGAAAAGUUAUGUAUGAUUAAUUUCUUGUUUGCACAUCAAUUUAAGAAGAUCUCUUAAAUAUCCUCAUGCUUUUCUUGGCUACAGCCUGGAUAAAUUGACCUCUUAUGAAUUCUUUAGUUUAACUCUUGAGAUUUCACAGAUUGGUAAUUGCCUUUUCUGUGAAACAGUUCUCCUGAAUAAUAAUAAAAAAUAAAACUCAGGAUGAAUUUUUACAUUUGUAAAUAAUGGUUCAUUUUUGUAAAUUACAUUUAAUUUAUUUAGAGUUCUCAGAUUUGGGGCUGAAAUGAGUUACAUGUUAUAGAAGGCAUAACUAUACCAAUAUGCUCUUAACCAGUCAGACUAUUGAAGUAUUAGUGUAUUAAAUAUAUGUAUAUGAAGUCCAUAGAAUAGUAUGUAUUCUCUGUGUCUCACAUAAGUAUAUGAGAUAUAUAGAAUAGCUAUAACAGCUCAUUUAAUCAUAAUUGAGAUGGUCAUUUGGAUCAUUAAAUAGUUAUUUCUCUGAUGGGAGGGGCAGACAGUAUAUUAUUAUUAGCUAGACAGAUCUUUAAUAUGCUACUGUUUGUAAAAGUUCCCAUUGCCAUAACAGUUCAUGUAUUAUUCUGUGAAAAUUUGAAGAUGUCUGUCAAGCUGCUAGUAUACAAGUCACCGUUGUACCAUGUCACUUAAAUUGAUGAAGAAUUUCCAUGUAAUUUACUGUUCUCUGAAGCCUAUGAAUGCAUUUUCAUCCCAUUUUCAGUUAAGGGUACUUUAUCUAUAAUUAUAUUGUCACCUUUUUUAUUAGAAAAGUUGUAAAAGACAGUUUUAAAAGGUGAGAAUAACUACAAAUCACAUUUUUAUACAGAUUGCAAUAGUAUUAAACAUAAAACUAUCAAAUUUCUAGAACGGUAAAAUUCUAAAGUUAGUUUUAUACUGUUAUUUGACAAAACAUUGAAAGUUGAGCUUUCCAUCAACAAGAUGAUGAAAUUAAUGUACUUAUAUAAAGCAUUUUUUUUUCCCCUUUAGUCAAAAUGUCAGGAAAAACAUAGCAUUAAAAGUAGGUAUUUGCAUACGCCCUAGUGCAGUACUGUAGUGGUAAAGUCCACAUAAAGGGUCAUUGCAGCACGCUGUUCAUAAAACCAAGAUGUACAUACACAAAAUAGGUAUUUGGUCAUGCUUUUCUAAAUAAAUACUGAUAAAUAUAAAGGAUCUGAAUUUUCUAGUACACCAAAAGUAGAUGAUAGGUUUAAAUGAAAUUGCUCAUUACCAAAUCAAGAAUCUCCUUUAUCAGCGAAGUCUAAUCUAACACCUUUAUAUGUGAUGGUUUAAGGCUUCUUCAGUUUUGGGGAGUUUUUAUUUGCUUGUUUGGCUGGGAUGGGAUGUCUGCCAAAUUAUAGUCCAUUAUUUACCAAAAUUCCUCAGAAAACUUUUUGGACUAAAGUUUUCUAAGUACAUAGGGUAACUUUUUUACAUUGACAAAUUUCUUAAUACCUUUAUUUAAUUUAAAAUAGAAAAAAUUGAACUCAUGAACAGUACUGUUUUAGAAAUAUUCAUAUAUUGUACACAUAGGUAAUUUUAUCUGUGGUUUCUUUAAUAUAAAAUUAUCUAAACUGAAAUUCUUUCGUUAUGAAGAGAAAGUUGUACACACACCUGGUACUCAAUGCUGAAUCAAACUGGUUAACCUAAGCACAGUACUCUCCUUUCUUUGUUUCUGCUGCACUAAUUGCCAGGGGUGGAAGAGGAGGAGGAAUUAAUUCACAGUAGAAGUGGGUGGUAGGUGCAGCAAAUAGCAACACACAACAUUAAUUUCAUGUUACUUAAAGUUUUGCUGCCCCUUUUUAGCAAAAGAUACCACAUUGUGGGAAGAUCUCAGCUCCCAGGGUAAAAAUUAUGUCUUUUUAAAAGUGCUAUUAUUGAGAAGUUUUGAUUACCAAGUCUACCUUUUAUGGUUUAUAUUGUAGUGGUAUAUAUAAAACAUUUAGAAUUUUACUUGUGGAAAUUGUAUAUAUAUAAAUAUAUAUGUAGAAGUCGUAGUAGGUGCUCCCAAAUCUCAUGUGAAUGGAGAACUGCAGAUGACUGUACAUGAAGUGCAAUAAACCAACUGGAGAAAGUGCACUGCUUCAGCCUCUCAAGCCAACCGCAGUUGAAAAUGCUGCCUCCCCCACUCCUGCAAAGUAUAUGUAUAAAUAUCAGAAUAAAGAAUGAACAUUUUCAUUUUUAA
Molecule: messenger RNA, 7349 nt
Organism: Cynocephalus volans (Philippine flying lemur)
Lineage: Eukaryota; Metazoa; Chordata; Mammalia; Dermoptera; Cynocephalidae
Gene: QKI
Product: QKI, KH domain containing RNA binding
Exons: 8
Coding region: 226-1251 (341 amino acids)
Biological process (GO): regulation of mRNA splicing, via spliceosome
Cellular component (GO): nucleus
Molecular function (GO): mRNA binding
Source: RefSeq, a predicted model, not a curated record